Carcharodon carcharias (great white shark) is the source of this 5450-nucleotide messenger RNA. RefSeq names its product AT hook, DNA binding motif, containing 1 (gene ahdc1). The transcript has 6 exons. Bases 1 to 4281 code for a protein of 1426 amino acids. The record is from RefSeq and is a predicted model, not a curated record. Lineage: Eukaryota; Metazoa; Chordata; Chondrichthyes; Lamniformes; Lamnidae.
AUGGGUCCAGCUGCCCCACGAUUUUCUGACCAGGACCUUCAAGUCUUGGUGGAAAAUGCCCAGAAGAGGAGACCAGUCAUCAACCCUGCUGGACACCACAAUGCCUUUACAACCAAGAAGGCCUGGAUUCAAAUUGUGGCUGUGGUGAGCACAGCAGGAGACCAUCAGUGCUCAUGGAUUCAGUGCAGGAAAAGGUUGAAUGAUCUGCGCUCCAGCGAGGUGAGCAACUUGGCUCAUCCACGCAGAACUCCAGGGGAAAGGUCACAUCUGCAUGCUGCAGCUAAGGUGCAAGACAUGGAACAUAGAAUUCUCAAUGCCAAAGCAGAGGAUAAAGCUUUGGCAAUGCCAGAGACCAGCACAGAGCACCUAAUACCAGAAAGAAAGAUACCUCUCCAUAAUCAGUUACUGAGUUUACUGAAUAGUAGCAGCAAUGUCACAGUUAAAGUUGUGCUUGCUAGCAGUAUUAGAAGUCCAGAGGAAAGCCUGCAAAUAAGAUCUAAAUCUCAGAUGGCAAGCAGAAGGCAAGCAAUGGAUAGAACGCAAAGAAAGGAGAGUACAGACCAUUGUGAACGCAGGCGUGUUGAAUUUGAAAAGUUUGAUCCAGCCAACACAGAUUCUAAAAUCGAAGCUCUGAUCUCGUCCGCGGUAUCACCUAACAACAAUAGCUUCUUCGAAAACAUGUCAUCGUUGUACAGCGUGCCGGAGCAUAGACACCACGUAAAGUGUGAAAGUUCGAAAGCUGGAAUUCUGAAACACAACAACCAGAAUGAAGAGGAGAUAAACGCUGGACUGCUUUUAGCCGAGACAACAUGUAAAAAGUACGCUCUGAGGAAAAAAACAAUGAUCCAAUAUAAUCGAGAAAAUAGUCUGGAACAAAUUGAGUUUGAAAAAUACUGUAAGAGUAUUUCCAUUCCUUCAGCCUCUGCAGAAGGAUGUCAAGAUUACGCAGCAGUCUCUCGGUUGCCCCUUAAAAGGACACUUUUCAAUAAGAAUUUAAAAACUAAAUGCAAGGGGAGUCGGAAGAUGUUAGUUAAACUAACAAAAGUCAAUAUUCAGAAGUAUCUGAUGCAUACAGAAAGAAAAACAAAAAUGUGCCAAAAACUUUUAACACACAACAAUUUGAGUGCAGGAGUCAAAAUGCAUUAUGUUACCACGCCUGAGCAAGACACAACUGCAUUACCAACAGUGAAGAAAGGUAGGAGGAACAAGGUGGCGGCAUUACCUACAGGUGAUAUUCCUGUCGUCAUUAAAAGGAAAAGAGGUCGUCCAAGGAAAGUAUUACCUGAAGGUAGCAAUGAAGCUACCAAUCAUGUGAAAAGAAAGCCAAGGCAUCAUAAACUUUCUCCGCCACAACCAACUUAUAUUGCUGGAUCCAAUGACAAUACAACAGACUAUGCAGAUGUUUUGUCCAAAUUGGCCUUUUUAACUAAACAAAGUCUGAUCUUGGGCAGAUGCUCACCGCCCAGGUGUUGGUCUCCUAGCGAUCCGGGAUCAUUUCAGAGAUCAGCUUCUAUGCAUCAGGACAUGUCUCAGUUUUAUCGUACGUUAGCAGGUACUCGGAGGAGGGGUGGAAAAGCAGGUUGUUCACGAGGAAGGCAAGUGGGACAAUUUGCAGAAUCGUCUUCUACUUUCAGCGAUUUCUUUGAAGGUAUUGGAAAAAGAAAACGGAUAUUCUUAGGUGAAACAAAAUUGUAUGCAAGAAAAUGCAAAUGGGGUACAGAAAUGAAAGAGAAGCCAGUUCAAAGGAGGAAACCAUACAAGCGUGCACUUCCAUUUCCAGAGCACGGAAUUUUUCGGAACAUGAAUACUGAAAGUUCAGAAUGGGCAAGACAAAAUGAAAGUUUUUGGACUAUGAAUCAAGGUUAUCCUUCAAAGCAGCAAAUCAGAAAUGGUUUGUAUCCAUCUUACCCUGGUAUGUCAACACAAUCAUUUCCCAAUACUAUUUGGGAGUCAAGUUCAGUGUCGAGAAAUGGAUAUUUGAUGGGUUGUUUAUCCUCCAACCAAAGCAAUGUUGCUCAACAAAGUCCUGGCUGCAUUGCUGGAUAUUUCCGUUCUCUACUUGAUUCAGAUGAUUCUUCAGAUUUGAUGGAUUUGUCAUUUUCGCAAACUGGGCAAGAAUCAUGUAACAUAACUGGAAGCUUUGGAGUCAGCAAUUCAACACAACCCUCAAGACAGUUAACGCAUUACCAAGAGGGGUUUGAUAAAACCAGUUCUCCUAAUUGUGCUGGUAGCCAGCAACAUGCAAAUCAAACAAGACAGGCGUAUCCACAGAUGAUCCCAGAUAAUUCAGACAGUGUUGAUUAUGGCUCCUCGUAUCAUGCUUCUGACACAGAAACUUUCCAAAGAAUUGCUCCUCAGCCACCUCUUUCUAGACAGGCUGGACUUUCAUGUCAACAUGCUCCAGAUAACUAUGCUCAUUAUAGUAAUUACAGAGCGAAAGCUCCAAGUUUCAGUAAUUCAGAUGUAAUACAGCAACCUAGAGAGUAUUCUGGUCUUGACUUUCUAGGCAACAGAGAUUGUACGUUUGGCUAUGACACCAGCAAUAAUGUUACUUCCUCUCAAACCAGCUCAACCGAUACAUACAGUCAACAUGCAAUUGGUUCAAACCUACAUUUUAAUAAGGUUUCUUCAUUUAAUGCUUUUCGGCCAGACCACAGUCCUCUGACUUUACAAGCAUCCUUAACUCCCGAGAGUCAAUCUGACGCAGCCUGUUCCAUGGACCACACUUCUCAGAAAUAUUUUAACUCAUUGCAGUUAUCAGCUGAACCCUCCAGGAUGGCAUUUUCUAGAGGGCUUCAAUUGAGCUGUAAAUCCGGUUUUAACCUUUGUGAUGGGAACAUGGCAUAUUUUAAUCACCAUUACGCACCAGUGUUGGAUUACACCCUGAAUGAAUCAAAAGACAUCUUGGAUAUUUCAAACUAUACACCCCAGAAAGUAAAGCUAAGGUCAUUUCCAGAGACUUUCACAGAAUCAUCAUCCCACUUUAACACAUCAUUUGAGAAUUCUGAGGGAAGUGUCAAUAUUUGCAGUAAUAUGGCAAGUGAAGAAAAAUCCAGCCUCUCAAGUUUAGAGAAAUUAAUGAUGGACUGGGAUGAAACGGUACCUGUUGAAAGAGCUGGACCAAAGGUUGGUUACAAACGUCAGUGGAACCAUCAUGUACCUUUUCCCAGUGAUUCAAAAGCUGUGUAUGGAAGACGUAAACGAAUUGAUAUGUCCAGUCCCUCUCAGUUGGUUUUUCCAGCAUCGCCCCCAUUUCCUUCUAGAAAGGCUACAAUACCAAGACAGACGAGGAAUAUCAGAGGCCUUUGUGUUUCAAAUAGGAGAGAACAAUUUGUCCGCAAAUCAAAGUUGUUACAGAAAACUCAAGGAACAAAUCCUAUAUUCUCUGAUAGCACAGACUGUGGUUUAGAUUAUGGAUAUAAUGCAGAUAGCAGUAUGCCCCCAACUCUUUCAAAUGCCCCAAACUUUCAAGUUCAAAAAAGUGAUCAGAAAGAAUAUUGUAGCUUAUAUUCCUCAGGCUGUUCGACACCAAUGCCUGAUGAAAAUUUCUCACCAAGAUUUCCUGGUAAUGAUGUUCAAGAGACCGUUCCUAUGUAUUCAGACCUAAAGCAACCUACAUUAGAAGUGGAACCCUUUCAAAGCCCUCAACAACAGCUAUCCACCCAGGCGCUGCAACAUUCAAUCAACCCAGAUCAUGAAAGGUUACUGUCUGAUAAUCAAGACUUUUUUAGUUUGCGUACCCCAGGAUAUGUAGACAAUCUAGAGUCGAAUGAAGGGAAAAAACAUCCAGCUUUUUAUGAUGCGUUGGAAAACAGCUCAGGAACAGAUGUUGCUCCUACUACGACAGCAACCAGCAGAGAUUUGCCAGUGUCACAGCUCCAGUUUGAACCUGAUAAUCCAGUUGUUUUGGAAACAAACAACAGAUAUUUGCAGAAUUCUACCACUUACAGCUCAUUAGACGAGAACAAGAAAGAAGCUGGCAUAUCCCUGUUUGGGAUGCAGGGGAGAAAUAAUCUACCCAGUGCUGGACCCCAAAUAAUUCCUCUAAACAUAGUAGCACAAAUUGACAAAGAAACACAGAAGCUUGCGAUAGAUUACAGCAGUUCUGCAUAUGCUAGUGCCACGUUAACUACAGCAAAUGCUUCGCCUGCAUCAAGUGAUUCUUCUAUACAUGUGGACAAUAAUUACGCAGACAAACAAGGAAAUCGUAGACAGGCAGCAAUGGGCUUACUGCUAGACCAAAAUCAGGAUGAGGUGUAUACAGGAAAUGCUUCACAGUGACUUCUGAUAACGUUGCAGAGAAAAUCAGUGCAAUUAGGAUGAUUGGAUCAAGGGUUUUGUGGAGCAAUUAGGAACGCACAUAGUCUGCAUGAAUUCAUUGGAGAGUUUUGUUGUGAACUGACUUAUUCAGGAAAACUGCAUUUCGGCUUUAAAGAGUACUAUAAGAUGGACUCCUGCAGAGACAAUCACAAAGAAUUGUGGGAAGGUGAGCAGAAGAACGCAGACAGAGGAAUUGCACUUUGAGAACUGCAGUGAAGAAGCUGUUGCUAUAUUCACAUUUGAAAAAAUAUGAAAAACUGGCUGCAAAAUGCUGACUCUUCUCUCAUACACAAUCCAUCUUUUAGACAGCUACAAAAAUGAGGUUCUUGGAUGCACUUAUUCAGCUGAGUACAAGACCUGCACAAGAAACAUGGUACUGAUAUGCCAUACAGUGUGUAUUUUGGCAGCUCUAUAAUUGCUUGGAGUCAGCAAAGAUCGCUGAAAUUGCAAUGCUGUCAACAGCUCUUGAUCCAUUUUUUGUCACCUCAUUAUGCAGUGACAAUACAUGUUGUGUUAUUAUAAAUACAUAUGUUUUUUUAAGACUAAAAUGUACAGUUUUUAUAAACAGUAUUUAACCAAGGAUGGAGUAGAUGUGUCAUCAGGGCACCAGCAGUUCAUGUUACUGUACAAAUGUAUCUGUAAAUUCUUUAUAUCGAUAUAGCUAGUGCUUCAAAUAUGCACUGAAAUGUUUGCCUGGGGAAUGACAGAAAAGGUUAUAACGUAUUUAAUGUAUAUAAUGUUUUAUUUAAGAUGUGUUUUUAUUGUAUUCUGUACCUACCUGUAGUGAUUGUUGUGAGGUUGCAAGGUUGGUUUUUAGCACAUUUUUUUGCCUUCAUGCAGUGUGCACCCAAAGAUAUAUCUUUGUAAAACAAUUUCGUAUGGACUUUUUAUUUGUAAGAUGCAGUAUUAUAUGAUGAAUUUCGGAGUACAGAUGAUAAUAAGCUCAGGGUGUCAUUUCUGUUGACUUGCCUGAUUUGAUCUGUUUAUUGAGUGGUUUGUGUGAAAAAUAUGAACAUUUUUAACCAUUUUUUAAACAAAUCGUCUUCACAUUAUGUGUUCUUGAAGUUGUACUCAGUGACUGCCUGAUUGUGUUUAGUUCAGUCCGCAUAAAAUACAGACCAGCAUUACCA